This is a messenger RNA of Lagenorhynchus albirostris (white-beaked dolphin), 4320 nucleotides long. RefSeq names its product parathyroid hormone 1 receptor (gene PTH1R). NCBI's taxonomy places the organism in Eukaryota, Metazoa, Chordata, Mammalia, Artiodactyla, Delphinidae. The coding region runs from base 190 to 1959 and encodes 589 amino acids. Gene Ontology annotation, molecular function: peptide hormone binding; G protein-coupled peptide receptor activity; parathyroid hormone receptor activity. Gene Ontology annotation, biological process: cell surface receptor signaling pathway; adenylate cyclase-activating G protein-coupled receptor signaling pathway; intracellular calcium ion homeostasis. The transcript is spliced from 15 exons. Gene Ontology annotation, cellular component: plasma membrane. The record is from RefSeq and is a predicted model, not a curated record.
UGGAAGCCAGGCCGGCCAGGGGGGAAUCCCAAGAGCUCCAUGAAGUCUCCCCGGGGCCGCGGACGGGGCGCUGUCCUGGGGAGGCUGUCGGGGGAUCCCCGACACCCAUGGCUAGGCGGGGGCCGCGGCGGCGCGCUCGGAGGCCGGCAGCGGCGGCUGCCCCGAGGGACGGGGCCCUAGGCGGUGGCGAUGGGGGCCGCCCGGAUCGCGCCCGGCCUGGCGCUCCUGCUGUGCUGCCCAGUGCUCAGCUCCGCAUACGUGCUGGUGGAUGCAGAUGACGUCAUGACCAAAGAGGAGCAGAUCUUCUUGCUGCACCGUGCCCAGGCCCAAUGUGAGAAGCGGCUCAAAGAAGUCCUGCAGAGGCCAGCUGACAUAAUGGAAUCAGGCAAAGGAUGGGCAUCUGCAUCCACAUCAGGGAAGCCCAAGAAAGAGAAGGCAUCUGGGAAGCUCUACCCUGAGUCUGAGGAGGACAAGGAGGUGUCCGCUGGCAGCAGGCACCGAGGGCGCCCCUGCCUGCCAGAGUGGGACCACAUCCUGUGCUGGCCGCUGGGGGCACCAGGUGAGGUGGUGGCCAUGCCCUGUCCCGACUACAUUUAUGACUUCAAUCAUAAAGGCCAUGCCUACCGUCGCUGUGACCGUAAUGGCAGCUGGGAGCUGGUGCCAGGGCACAACCGGACAUGGGCCAACUACAGCGAGUGUGUCAAGUUCCUGACCAAUGAGACUCGUGAACGGGAGGUGUUUGACCGCCUGGGCAUGAUCUACACCGUGGGCUACUCCGUCUCGCUGGCCUCUCUCACCGUGGCUGUCCUCAUCCUGGCCUACUUUAGGAGGCUGCACUGCACACGCAACUACAUCCACAUGCACCUGUUCCUGUCCUUCAUGCUUCGCGCCGUGAGCAUCUUCGUCAAGGACGCGGUGCUCUACUCCGGCGCCACGCUUGAUGAGGCUGAGCGCCUCACGGAGGAAGAGCUGCGCGCCAUCGCCCAGGCACCGCCGCCGCCCGCCGCCGCCGCCGGCUACGUGGGCUGCCGGGUGACUGUGACCUUCUUCCUUUACUUCCUGGCUACCAACUACUACUGGAUUCUGGUGGAGGGGCUGUACCUGCACAGUCUCAUCUUCAUGGCCUUCUUCUCAGAGAAGAAGUACCUCUGGGGCUUCACGAUCUUCGGCUGGGGUCUGCCUGCCAUCUUCGUGGCUGUGUGGGUCAGUGUGAGAGCCACCCUGGCAAACACCGGGUGCUGGGACUUGAGCUCCGGGAACAAGAAGUGGAUCAUCCAGGUGCCCAUCCUGGCCUCCAUUGUGCUCAACUUCAUCCUCUUCAUCAACAUUGUCCGGGUCCUCGCCACCAAGCUGCGGGAGACAAACGCUGGCCGGUGUGACACGCGGCAGCAGUACCGGAAGCUGCUCAAAUCCACACUGGUGCUCAUGCCGCUCUUUGGCGUCCACUACAUCGUCUUCAUGGCCACGCCAUACACCGAGGUCUCAGGGACGCUCUGGCAAGUCCAGAUGCACUACGAGAUGCUCUUCAACUCCUUCCAGGGAUUUUUUGUCGCCAUCAUAUACUGUUUCUGCAACGGCGAGGUACAGGCUGAGAUCAAGAAAUCCUGGAGCCGCUGGACAUUGGCACUGGACUUCAAGCGCAAGGCACGCAGCGGGAGCAGCAGCUACAGCUACGGUCCAAUGGUGUCUCACACAAGUGUGACCAAUGUAGGGCCCCGCACGGGACUUGGCCUGCCCCUCAGCCCCCGCCUGCUGCCUGCUACCACAGCCAAUGGCCACCCCCAGCUGCCCGGCCACACCAAGCCAGGGUCCCCAGCCCUUCAGACCACACCACCUGCCGUGGCCGCUCCUAAGGACGAUGGGUUCCUCAACGGCUCCUGCUCGGGGCUGGAUGAGGAGGUGUCUGCACCAGACAGGCCACCUGUCCUAUUGCAGGAGGAAUGGGAGACAGUCAUGUGAUUGGGGACCCGAGGGUUGGACCUGUGGACAUAAGGGUGGACAAGCGGACCAAGAGACAGGUUGUUGGACAGUUGCCCACUCAGGACUGGGGCUGGGAGGAUAAAAUAGGAAAAAUAAAAAAAAGGAAAAGGAAGCAGCGUGUGGCUUCCUGUGGUCUGAACUGGGCACCUAUUCCAGGAGGGGAGGAGCUGGGAGCCAUGGGGGUGUUCUUGGUCUUACCUCAGGAGGGGGUCUAGGAACCAUGGGCCAGUCCCUGGGGGGGUCGGGACCCAGCCCGGCAGAAAGGGCCUGAGAGAGGCCCCUGUCUAAGCCUAGAGAAGCUCAGGUUUGCUGGGUCAUCAGCACCCCAGUGGCCCCAUGCAGGAGGAGGGCCCCAGCCUUUCCCUGUCUCCAGCUGUCACCUCGGCUGCUCCCUACACUUGUACACAGGCUCCACGGGCACCCAAGCUGCCUUUGGCCCAGGCUGAGUCCACAGACCUACUCACCCUGAAACACUCAUAUUGGCCACCUCUAGGACAGAGCUAUGUCUUCCUUUCAGACUGGGUGCCCCCCAGGACAGAGUGGAGCCUCUCCUCUCAAACUGGAUUUCCUCUAGAACAUGGUUUAACCUCUUCCCACAGACUGAGGACCUCUUCCACCCCAUGACAGGGCUGUGUUUACUCCUCAGACUGGAUACCCCCAGGACAGAGCUGUGUUCAUCCUUCAGACUGUCCCCCCCGCAGAGCAGCGCUAUGCUCACCCCUCACGCAGACCAGGCACCCCCCAGGACAGGGCUAUACUCACCCCUCAGACUUGUUACCACCUUCCCUUUAGAUGAACCCCCAAGACAGAGCUGUGCUUUCCCUUUGAACUAAAUGCCCCCAAGACAUGCUGGGUACCCCCCUCAGGUUUGGUGAUCCCAAGCAGGGCAAGGUUCCCCCAUAUCCACUUGGAUACCUCCUCCCCAAGGGCUGGCCCUCCUUCCUCAGGAUUUUUGCACCCAGUCCAAGGCCAGGCCUCCCCCUUUAGACUGGGCAGCAUUUGCCCCCUUGACUGGAUGUCCAGGAUAGGACUGGACCUCUUACAUCAGUCUAAGCUCCUAGUCCAGGAAAAGGUCUCCUCCCUUAGACCUGGAGCUCCUGGGCCAGGGCCAGCCCCCCCACUCAGAGAGACCCUGAGCCCCACCUGGGCCAUCCAGGGUUGGCAGAGGAAGUGGGAGCUCUCAGAGGGCCUGGCAGGCAGUCAGGACCCUGUUUGCCUUGAACAGGGGCUGGAGCCAGGUAGUCAUUUCUCCCUUCAAGGCCUCACAGCCCAGCCAAGCCGCAGGGAACACGUAAACACCAGCCGAGCCGGGCGGCAGGCAGGCAGGGAGGAGGAGCCCAGAAGACCCUGACUCAUCAGCCUCCUUGGCCACGGCGUCUGGACACCUCAUGGUGCUGCUCUAGAUUCCAAGUCACGCCAGUAAGAUGAGCUCCAGCUCCCACCUGUCUUGGGCAUGAAGAUAGGCCCGGCCUUUUCUGGCCUGUCUCCCCGCAGCCCAGGCUGAGGACCUCUGAAGACCCAUGGAAGCAAUGUACCCUGCUGGGGGCUCCUAGAACACAGGCCAGGCUUCAAGAGGAAGCUUCAGCUCAGAGCAGGAUCGAGAGGGUCCAGGGGUCCAGGGUCAUAGAAGAGAGGCCUCUAAUGACCCACAACAUGCCAGCCUGUGGAGAAGUGGGGCCCAUGUGUCAGCGGAGAGUGAGCAGGCUUUGACAGUCCACUCCCAUUACCACUCAACCUGGGGUGGAGGUAGGACAGAGGACAGAAUGAGGGGGAAGGGGACUGAGUUCCCUGGAAGAUGAAAGGGACAUGACCCAGUCCAGCGGUCUGAUCAGAGCCUUGUUCAGACAGUUUGUGAGGGAAAAUGGACCUUCCUUGGGGGAAGAAGGGGACACAACCCUGCUCUGAGGGCGGGUAAGGAGACAUAGAACUUCCAUGGGUGUUUGAGGGGACAGAGCUCUACUCUGAGGGUACAGGAGGGGACAAUGAACCUCCUGAGGGGGUCUCAGGGGACACAGUUCUGCUCCGAGGGUACCUGAGGGGACAAAGCUUGCCCUGUGUAGUCUGAGACACAAUCCUUUCCUGAGGGCACAUGAUGGGACAUGGACCUUCUGUGGGGGCCUGAGGAGACACAGCUCUGCUCCAAGGGCGCAUGAGGGGACAUGGACCUUCCAUCAUAAUCUGAGGGGACUCAGCUUUGCUCCGAAGGUGCGUGAGGGGACAAGAACUGCCCUGUAUGGUCUGAGAAGAAACCAUCCUUCCCUGAGGGCACGUGAGGGGACAUGGACCCUCCGUGGGGCUCUCAGGGGACACAGCUCUGUUCCAAGGGCAUGUAAGGGGACA